CAUUUCCCAUUCUUCUCCAAAUUUAAACGCUAUAUAAAUCUGUACCCCCUCCCUCCUCUGUUGUGCAGUGUGUCUCUAUUGUUAAUCAAACCUUAGAGGACAGCUGCAUUUCUCGAUCACCAUCUUUUUUAAUUAUUUCUUCUUCUUCUCUUUCGUAACAUCGCGAAGAAACCCUACGGAACGAAGAAAAUGGCACGCCAAAUCGUUGUUCUUGCUUUGGUCUUAAUUGCCCUUGUCGGGUUGGUUUCCGCAGACAAUGCUGCGUCUGCCAACGCUACUCCUAAGAGCACCAGUACUACUGCAUCCUCCCCGAACAGCCAUGAUGAUGAUGUCAUCGGCAACACUGAUGAAGCAGGUGCACCAUCGAAUAGCACUGGUGGUGAUGAUGGUGCUGCUGUUGAAGGCCCUGUUGGCAGCGAGGCUACAGCUAACAGUGCUGCAGGGACUGGUCAGGCUCCUAGCAGUGGUGCAACCACCCUUGGAGUCUCUGCUGUAGCUGGAGCUGCAGCCGUUGCUGGCUACUUUGUUUUCUAA
Messenger RNA from Durio zibethinus, 534 nucleotides. RefSeq lists its product as uncharacterized. NCBI's taxonomy places the organism in Eukaryota, Viridiplantae, Streptophyta, Magnoliopsida, Malvales, Malvaceae. The record is from RefSeq and is a predicted model, not a curated record.